CCUAUUACCAACAGAUGCAAUACAUUGAUUAUCAGUCCAUUGAUUAGCAGCCAACACGACUCCCAGCAGCAGGAAAAGCUUUCUAGAUCUCAACACCUAAACCGUUUCACGCCAUCGUAUUCUGAGGCUGUGAUCAAAUCAGGCGGGCACUGGCGCGCACACCAUGCUGCGGUCACUUGACGCCACCAACCAGCCUCUGCGGAGAUUGGCAGGAGGACCUGCUGGAGACAUGAACAGGAUGGGGGAGUCGCAGAGGAAAGCCCUUCAGGCUUGCAUCGACCGCUUACUGAAGCUCCUCGACUUUAACAUGGCUGCGGAGGACGACUUUGUCAAGGUUGUUCAGAGCUUUGAAGCAUCUAGAAGGAAAUGGCAGCAGACAGACAUGGAGCUGAGGGAGAAGCGGGAAUUGCUGCUUCGGUGUGAGAUUGAGCGAUCGGCGCUGCAGGUGAAGCUGAAACACGCCCGAAACCAGGUGGAUGUGGAGAUGAAGAGGCGCCAGAGAGUAGAGACUGAGCUACAGACUAUGGAGCGUCAGAUGCAACUGAUUGGAGAGCUCAUACAAAGCGAUGGCCAGACAGCCGCCCCCCUCAGUGACUCUGUAUUGGCGUUUUUAGGCGGACCGAAGACCACCACCCAUGGAGCUGGCAGCAGGUUGUCCAUGGUGGAUGAGACAGGCGGCUCCUUCCUGUCGGAUAUCAGUUAUGACCAGACGGAGGACGACCUGGAUAUGGAUGAGUUAGCUGGGAGACCUGUAAAAUUAAAGCCUCGGGAGAGAAGGCGCUCCUCAUUGGCUCCUCUGAUCGCUCCCUUUGUGAAAAAGUCCCGGACAAGUUUAACUACAGCCAUGGUGAAAAAUAAUAUCAAAGAAGCCGUGAUGUUGAUCUCAGACGGGGGUCCCAUCCAUGCCACCUCCGGCAUGGAGCCUGUGCCGCGCCGCCGAUCCCGGAAGAGUCGUCCUCUGUCAUCAGUGUUUGAUCAGUCUUCUGCGCUACCGCAGAUCAAUGAGGCGGAGCAGGAGCUGGAACCAGAUGUUGCUCCCCUAUCAAUGCAAGUCCCGGGACAGGCACAUGUCUUCCUCUCCAAAACCAUGAUCCUUGCUGAACAGUGCACUGUCUGCGGACACAAGACCAGAUUCGGGAAGAUGUCCUUGAAAUGCCGGAACUGUCGAAUUCUGAUACAUCCCGAAUGCAGAGACUAUUGCCCCAAGCUGUGUCCUCCAGCCUCACUGCCUAUUCAGAACACAGGCCUGAAAAAGGGACAGGGAUUACUGGCUGAUUUUGCUCCUGCCACGCCUCCCAUGGUGCCCAACCUGGUGGUCCAUUGUGUCAAUGAGAUUGAGAAAAGGGGGCUGAGUGAGAGAGGUCUAUACCGCAUCUCUGGGUGUGAUCGGCAGGUGAAAGAGGUGAAACAGAAGCUUCUGUAUGGUAAAGUCAAGUCACAUCAACUCUCGAAGGAAGACAUCCAUACUGUCUGCAGUGUUCUAAAAGAUUUCCUACGCUCCCUACUUGAGCCUCUUCUGACCUUCUCCCUCCAUGUCCAGUUCCUGGAGGCAGCUGAUAUUCUUAAUGAGAAUGAUAGUAAAACUGAGAUCUGUCAAGCUGUGCAAGAUCUACCUCCAGCCAACCGAGAUACCUUGGCCUUCCUCAUCCUCCACCUGUACAGGGUGAUGCGCAGUCCAGAGUGUCAAAUGGAUAAGAUGAACUUGGCUCGGGUCCUUGGCCCAACUAUUGUUGGGUACUCGGUGCCAGAUCCCAGCCCUUUCAUCAUCAUGCAAGAUACCCCAAGACAAGCCAAGGUAAUGUCUCUACUUCUCUCACUGCCCUCUGGAUUCUGGAAUCAGUUUCUUUCCAACAACCAGGAGAAUCAGAACUGUGACUCGGUGAGCUUGGCACAAGAGCGUCUGUUCCGUCCGUUGACAUCUCCUGAGCUUAAUUCUGGGCUGGCUCUUCCUUCAAAAUCCAGAGUCCCCUCCCCCUAUCUAACAGCGUCUGCCAGCAAAAGUGAGCUGAUGAAGAAACCAGGAAGAUUUUUCACUUCCCCAAACAACUAAAAUGGGGGCGUGGCCUCCUCAAAACAAUACCGAAUCACUGCGCACUUAUUAAUCACAUGAUUGUUUUGUGUUCUCUAUAUUGAGCCUGUUCACCGCAAUGUAUCACUGCUCUUGUAUUUGGUGUGUAGGUCCUUUUCUGUGUACUUUACUUUAUUUGUGUGUCAAUUUUGUAAAAAUUAACUCUGAUUAUUUUUGCAGUAGAA
Rana temporaria (common frog) is the source of this 2253-nucleotide messenger RNA. Its product is annotated as rac GTPase-activating protein 1-like. Bases 164 to 2050 code for a protein of 628 amino acids. The record is from RefSeq and is a predicted model, not a curated record. Gene Ontology annotation, biological process: signal transduction. The transcript has 17 exons. NCBI's taxonomy places the organism in Eukaryota, Metazoa, Chordata, Amphibia, Anura, Ranidae.